GGGGGGAGAGAGAGCUGGAUAGAGGGAGAUAGAGAAAGCUGGGGGGAGAGAGACAGCUAGAAAGAAAGAGAGCAGGAGAGCGAGAUGACAGGCAGGAAACGCCUGGAGUCACAGGACUGAAAUAAAGCAGAAGAGAGUAUAACUGGAUGACCAGGGGGAGCUGUCUGUGCCAGGGAGAGGGCCAGAGGUUUAGCCAGCUGCAAGGGCAUCCUGUGUCUCCCCUUACCUACUGACAGAAGUGGAGAAAGAAGAGCGAGGAACACUGACAGAGAGAUGAGAGGAGAGCAAGACAGGCCUGUAGAAGCUGUAGCAGUAUGAAUGGUCACCGGGGUUUCUCUGUGCUGCGUUCUGAGGCAGCAGGGGCUGUGAGGACAGCUCUGGUGUCUGCUGAGAACCUCCAGCUCACCUUAAAGACUGAACUCAGCCAGGAAGAGCAACACCUCACACCCCACACCAAUGGAGGCCCCGAUGAGACACACACCAAAGGGUACUGUACAGAAGUGAAUGAUGACCUUAAAGAGAUGCUUGAGAGCAACAAGGAGUCGCUUAAACUGGAGGCCAUGAAGAGGGUUGUUGGGCUGAUCGCAAAGGGGAAGAAUGCCUCUGAGCUGUUCCCAGCAGUGGUGAAGAACGUGGCUAGUAAGAAUAUAGAGCUAAAGAAGUUGGUGUAUGUGUACCUGGUGAGGUAUGCAGAGGAGCAGCAGGACCUGGCUCUACUGUCCAUCAGCACCUUUCAGAGGGCCCUCAAGGACCCUAACCAGCUGAUCAGAGCCAGUGCUCUCAGGGUUCUGUCCAGUAUCAGAGUCCCCAUCAUCGUUCCCAUCAUGAUGCUGGCCAUCAAGGAGGCUGCCUCCGACAUGUCCCCUUACGUCAGGAAAACAUCCGCCCACGCCAUCCAGAAACUCUACAGCCUGGACCAGGAUCAGAAGGAGCUCCUGAUAGAAGUCAUUGAGAAACUGCUGAAGGACAAAAGCACAUUGGUAGCAGGCAGCGUUGUGAUGGCCUUUGAGGAGGUGUGUCCGGACCGUAUUGACCUGAUCCAUAAGAACUACCGUAAACUCUGUAACCUGCUAGUGGACGUGGAGGAGUGGGGUCAGGUGGUCAUCAUCUCCAUGUUGACACGCUACGCCAGGACACAGUUCACCAGCCCCUGGAAAGAGGACGGUGUGUUUGAUGAGCACAGUGAGAGGGCGUUCUAUGAGUCUGAUGAGGAAAAGACUAGAGAUGAGACAGAGGCCAAGCCCUACAUGAUGGACCCCGACCACAGACUGCUGCUCAGGAACACCAAGCCUCUACUACAGAGCAGAAACACUGCCGUGGUGAUGUCUGUAGCCCAGCUGUACUGGCACCUGGCUCCUAAAAACGAGGUCAGCAUUGUCACCAAAUCUCUGGUCAGACUGCUCAGAAGCCACAGAGAGGUGCAAUACAUUGUGUUACAGAACAUAGCCACCAUGUCCAUCCAGAGAAAGGGCAUGUUUGAACCUUACAUGAAGAGUUUUUAUGUGAGAUCCACAGAUGCCACCCACAUCAAAUCACUCAAGCUGGAGAUCUUGACCAGCCUGGCCAACGAAGCCAACAUCUCCACCAUCCUUAGAGAGUUCCAGACCUAUGUGAAGAGCCAGGACAAGCAGUUUGCUGCCGGUACCAUCCAGGCCAUAGGCAGGUGUGCCACCAACAUCUCUGAGGUCACAGACACCUGCCUCAAUGGACUGGUGCUGCUGCUCUCCAACAGAGACGAGACGGUGGUGGCGGAGAGCGUGGUGGUGAUCAGGAAGCUGCUCCAGACCCAGCCCACCCAGCACAGUGAUAUCAUCAAACACAUGGCCAAACUCUUUGACAACAUCACUGUGCCGAUGGCACGGGCCAGUAUCCUGUGGCUGAUGGGAGAGUAUUGUGAGAGGGUCCCUAAGAUCGCCCCUGACGUCCUCCGCAAGAUGGCCAAGAGCUUCACCUCCGAGGAGGACAUCGUCAAGCUCCAGACUGUCAACCUGGCUGCCAAACUCUACCUCACCAACUCCAAACAGACUAAGUUGUUGACCCAGUACAUUCUGAACCUUGGGAAAUAUGACCAGAACUAUGACAUCAGAGACCGCACGCGAUUCAUCCGCCAGCUCAUUGUGCCCAAUGACAAGAACGGAGCGCUCAGCAAGUACGCCCACCGCAUUCUGCUGGCGCCCAAACCAGCACCUGUCCUCGAGUCUGCGUACAAAGACCGCGAUCGUUACCAGUUGGGAACCCUGUCCCACACCAUCAACACCAAAGCCAGUGGCUACCUGGAGCUCUCUGAUUGGCCCGCCGUGGCUCCUGACCUAUCAGUGAGGGAUGUGGAGGUGAUUGAGCCGUUGAAGGAGUGGGCUCCAUCUCUAGGGAAGACUGGGAAAUCCAAGCCUGCCAAGUCAUCAGAUGAGAAGUUCUACUCUGACUCUGGAGAGGAAGAGAAGGGAUCAGGGAGCAGUGAGGAUGGCAGUAGCAGUAGUAGUAGUAGUAGUAGUAGUGAAGAGUCAGGGAGCGAUGCAGAGAGCUGUGUCGAGAAGAACAGCAGUCAGAGCAGUGAGGAGUCAGACAUGUCCUCCAGCCAAUCAGAGAAGAGUUCCAGUGAAUCUGACUCUGAAAGGAAGAAGAGGAAAACUAAGACCCCACUACAGAAGAAGACAGUCAAACCAACGGCCAAAGACGGGGAUUCGGAUGAGAAUGGGAACGUUGCUAAAGAGGCCAGCAGUUCGUCUGCAGAAGAGAGCUCCUCUGAUUCAGAAUCAGACUCUGACUCAGGCACUGAACACAAGAAGAAGACCAAGUCUAAAGCCAAACCCAAGGUGGAGGUGAAGUCAACGAAGGAGGUGUCUCUGUUGGAUCUGGGUGACUUCACUCCUGCACCAGUGACCCAGCUCAAGUCUUCUGUCCUCUCCCCUAGCCUGCUAGGAGACCUGGAGGGCCUGUCACUCUCCAAUGUCUCCUCCACCAUCCAGGUGAGCGGUCCAGCGUUUGUCCCAGAGAAGAGCCAUGACCUGCUGCACCGUAUGACAGGUAAAGGUCUGUCAGCCCAGUACCAGUUCCCCAGACAGCCCUGUCUCUACCAGCCCACCAUGGUGUCAGUCCAGAUCAGCCUGACCAACACCACAGACCACCCUCUGGAACAGAUCCACAUUGGAGACAGGAGCCCCACAGGACUCAAUAUACACUGCUUCAAUACUAUAGAGUGUCUGGAGCCGGAGGCCUCAGUGACUGUUUUCAUGGGCAUCGACUUCAAUGACUCAACACAAGCAGCCAACUUCCAGCUGUGUACGAAGGAGGACCAUUUCAGUGUGUCCAUCCAGCCUGCCAUAGGGGAACUCUUCCUGCCCAUCACCAUGACCGAACUGGACUUCCGCAAGGAGCAAGGUAAACUGCUGGGCAUGAACGAGAGCUCGGCAACCAUCACCAUGGCAGCAGAGAACAUGACCAGCCAACCAAUCAGCAGACCAGUGGCAACCGUGGCCAACCUGGGAGUGGUUCCAUCCGGUCAAGACAACGUCCACAGGUUUGCUGGUAAGACGGCCAGUAGUGGAGCUGUGGUGCUGGUGACGGUGGAGCUGAGGGAGUCGUCUACAGCCCUGAUCACCAUCAACACAGAGAAGAGUGUCAUGGGCUCAAUGCUGCUCCGAGACCUUAAACAGGCCCUGGCCCAGGCCUAGAGUCUACAGCGCCCCCUAGCCCCAGUCCUCCAACACAGGGAGAAAUGCACAGCUGCCAUGGAGAGGUCUCAUACACAUGCAUGCAAAAACACACAUACACUCACACUCACACAUACACAACAUUUAUUUCUGUCUCCCAAUCUCAGUUCUUCUUCCUCUUUCAUUCUCUGUCACGCAAAUACACACUACAUGCAGGCAAAGAGAUUGAUAUUGUUUCUCUCAUGCUUACACAUCCUCAUACGGUACACACACUCAUACACACACCUCAUCAUAUUUUUUUACACUGUGGCAAUCUAUUGUCAGCAAUGAGCAUCAAUGUUUCUGCUGCAUUUCAUUUCAACAGGACUCUUCUUUCUCCCCAGACCAGAGACUCUUGUUUCUCCCCAGACCAGAGACUCUUGUUUCUCCCCAGACCAGAGACUCUUGUUUCUCCCCAGACCAGAGACUCUUGUUUCUCCCCAGACCAGAGACUCUUGUUUCUCCCCAGACCAGAGACUCUUGUGUCUCCCCAGACCAGAGACUCUUGUGUCUCCCCAGACCAGAGACUCUUGUUUCUCCCCAGACCAGAGACUCUUGUUUCUCCCCAGACCAGAGACUCUUGUUUCUCCCCAGACCAGAGACUCUUGUUUCUCCCCAGACCAGAGACUCUUGUGUCCCCAGAGAGACUCUUGUGUCUCCCCAGACCAGAGACUCUUGUGUCUCCCCAGACCAGAGACUCUUGUGUCUCCCCAGACCAGAGACUCUUGUGUCUCCCCAGACCAGAGACUCUUGUGUCUCCCCAGACCAGAGACUCUUGUGUCUCCCCAGACCAGAGACUCUUGUUUCUCCCCAGACCAGAGACUCUUGUUUCUCCCCAGACCAGAGACUCUUGUUUCUCCCCAGACCAGAGACUCUUGUUUCUCCCCAGACCAGAGACUCUUGUUUCUCCCCAGACCAGAGACUCUUGUUUCUCCCCAGACCAGAGACUCUUGUGUCUCCCCAGACCAGAGACUCUUGUGUCUCCCCAGACCAGAGACUCUUGUGUCUCCCCAGACCAGAGACUCUUGUUUCUCCCCAGACCAGAGACUCUUGUUUCUCCCCAGACCAGAGACUCUUGUUUCUCCCCAGACCAGAGACUCUUGUGUCUCCCCAGACCAGGUAACCAAAAAUGUGUUCAUCAAUCAAUGAGGUCUGUAUCACUUUUGGUGAAAAUAAUUGAAUAUAUUAAAACUGUAACGUGAA
This is a messenger RNA of Salmo salar (Atlantic salmon), 4892 nucleotides long. RefSeq names its product adaptor related protein complex 3 subunit beta 1. Gene Ontology annotation, biological process: intracellular protein transport; vesicle-mediated transport. Gene Ontology annotation, cellular component: AP-3 adaptor complex; clathrin adaptor complex; membrane coat. Lineage: Eukaryota; Metazoa; Chordata; Actinopteri; Salmoniformes; Salmonidae. The record is from RefSeq and is a predicted model, not a curated record.